Helobdella robusta is the source of this 351-nucleotide messenger RNA. RefSeq lists its product as hypothetical. The record is from RefSeq and is a predicted model, not a curated record. The transcript is spliced from 2 exons. The annotation marks the transcript as partial. NCBI's taxonomy places the organism in Eukaryota, Metazoa, Annelida, Clitellata, Rhynchobdellida, Glossiphoniidae. Gene Ontology annotation, cellular component: intracellular membrane-bounded organelle.
AUGAUGAAGAUUUUAGCGAAUGGGGAAAUCGUUCAAGAUGAUGAUCCGAGAGUUCAGGCAAAACCACAAGCUUCAACAAGAUCAGCUAAGCAGACCACUCAAGACAUCAGAAGACACAAUGUUGAGACAAUUCCUCCAAAUGAUGCUAAUGUUGUAGCUCAUGGACCAAGUUAUUCAAUAUUUGAUACACUAAACAAUCAGUUAGUGUCGGUUGGAGUACCCACAUGGAAUUUAGGACCCUAUCCUGUUAAGCCAAUUGUAUCAGUAGGCUUUAUUUUAUCUAUCGCUGUAAUGGGAUUUAGAGGUCUUUUAUUUUCUGGACUUUUGUUUUUUGUGGUAAACUACAGCCAG